Molecule: messenger RNA, 6824 nt
Organism: Styela clava
Lineage: Eukaryota; Metazoa; Chordata; Ascidiacea; Stolidobranchia; Styelidae
Product: DNA-directed RNA polymerase II subunit RPB1-like
Biological process (GO): transcription by RNA polymerase II
Cellular component (GO): RNA polymerase II, core complex
Molecular function (GO): DNA binding
Source: RefSeq, a predicted model, not a curated record
CAAUCAGAAGCCCUCGUGGUGUACCGUCGGCGACGUCUCUCUGGAAAGCCUCUCCGCGUCAGUGCUGUUUAUGACAUUUGCACUUACUUACGUCAGUAAAUUAGUGUUAAUUGUCUUUUGAGGUUGUUUUAUACCAGGAGGACGAAUAACGAGACUUUCCGAUUGAUUUUUGCCAGAAUAGAUUUAAAAUUGGUGUAUGAUCCAGUAUUGAGCAUAAACACGAAAGGUGUCGGCGCGUCACGUCGACCGGCGGCAAAUUUAAAAACGUUGUUUGUCCAUUUGCAAAACACAACUGAGAAAGAUGGGGACUCUGACAGAAUCAACUAUACCUCUGAAGAAUGUCAAACGUGUCCAGUUUGGUAUCCUCAGUCCAGAUGAGAUUAAACGAAUGUCUGUGACGGAAGGUGGGGUGCAAUAUCCAGAAGCAUCGGAAGGUGGUAGACCCAAAUUAUUGGGUCUAAUGGACCCUCGUCAAGGUGUUAUUGAUCGUAUGUCAAGAUGUCAGACUUGUGCCGGAAAUAUGACUGAUUGCCCAGGACAUUUUGGACAUAUUGACCUUUCAAAACCAGUUUUUCAUGUUGGUUUUCUUACGAAGACUAUAAAAGUUUUACGAUGUGUUUGCUUUUAUUGCUCCAAAAUGCUGGUUGACAAGGGGAAUCCAAAAAUUCGAACAAUUCUUGGAAAGUCCAAAGGUCAGCCGAGAAAACGUUUACUAAAUGUUUACGAGUUAUGUAAGGGAAAAAACAUUUGUGAAGGUGGAGAGGAAAUGGACGAAACAUUUGAUGUUCAGCAACGAGAGGAUGAGGAGCCUAAGAAGGUUGGACAUGGGGGUUGUGGUCGAUAUCAACCAAAAAUUAAAAGGACUGGUCUUGAAUUGGUUGCUGAGUGGAAACAUGUGAAUGAAGACUCACAAGAGAAAAAAAUUCCACUCACUGCUGAGAGAGUUCAUGAAAUAUUCAAACGAAUCUCAGAUGAAGAAUCUGAAAUAAUGGGAAUGGAUCCUAGAUUUGCGAGACCAGAAUGGAUGGUAAUAACUGUUCUCCCUGUCCCACCACUCUGUGUCAGACCUUCUGUUGUAAUGGGUGGUGGUAGUGCCAGAAGUCAGGAUGAUUUGACCCACAAGCUUGCUGAUAUUAUCAAAUCAAACCAACAAUUAAAAAGAAAUGAACAGAAUGGAACCGCAGCUCAUAUUAUUGCAGAGGAUAUAAAAUUAUUGCAAUUCCAUGUUGCUACGUUAUUUGACAAUGAAUUACCUGGUGUGCCGAGAGCAUUGCAAAAAUCAGGAAGACCACUAAAAUCAAUCAAGCAAAGACUGAAAGCAAAAGAAGGAAGAAUUCGUGGAAAUUUGAUGGGAAAGCGUGUUGAUUUCUCCGCAAGAACAGUCAUCACUCCUGAUCCUAAUUUGAAAAUUGAUACAAUUGGUGUUCCUCGUUCCAUAGCUGCAAAUCUCACUUAUCCUGAAAUUGUCACUCCAUUUAACAUCGACAGAAUGCAAGAGUUAGUUAGAAGAGGAAAUAAUCAAUAUCCUGGUGCAAAAUAUAUCAUAAGAGAUUCGGGAGAUCGAAUUGAUCUUCGUUAUCAUCCAAAACCGUCUGACUUACAUCUGCAAGUUGGAUACAAGGUUGAACGUCACAUCAAAGACGGCGAUGUUAUUGUAUUCAAUCGUCAGCCGACACUGCAUAAAAUGUCUAUGAUGGGACACAAAGUUAAAGUUUUACCUUGGUCCACAUUCAGAAUGAAUUUGUCUGUAACGACUCCAUAUAAUGCUGAUUUUGAUGGUGAUGAGAUGAACAUGCAUGUACCACAAACUAUGGAAACAAGAGCUGAGAUUUUAGAGUUAGCAAUGGUACCUCGUAUGAUCAUCACACCGCAAAGCAAUCGACCUGUCAUGGGUAUUGUCCAGGACACACUGACCGCUGUCAGAAAAAUGACCAAAAGAGAUUCAUUCAUUGAUAAGCCAUUCUUCAUGAAUUUACUAAUGUAUCUUGAAAACUGGGAUGGGCACAUGCCACAACCUGCCAUUUUGAAGCCAAAACCACUGUGGACUGGAAAACAAGUAUUUUCAUUGAUUGUUCCACCAGGCAUUAACUGUGUCAGAACACACAGUACUCAUCCUGAUGGAGAAGAUUCUGGACCUUAUAAACAUAUAUCACCUGGUGAUACAAAGGUUGUAGUCGAAAAUGGUACUCUCCUGAGUGGUAUCAUUUGCAAAAAAUCACUUGGAACAUCAUCUGGAUCAUUGUGCCACAUGGUAGCGCUGGAACACACUCCAGAUGUUUGUCGUGAGUUUUAUUCAAACAUUCAAACCGUUGUCAACUACUGGUUGAUGGUCGAAGGCCACUCAAUUGGUAUUGGAGACACUAUUGCUGAUGCACAAACCUACCAAGAUAUUCAAAAUCAGAUUCGUAAAGCAAAGCAAGAGGUCAUAGAGGUAAUUGAAAAAGCCCACAAAGAAGAUUUGCAACCAACACCUGGUAACACAUUGAGACAGACAUUUGAGAACCAAGUGAACAGGAUUUUGAACGAUGCUCGUGACAAAACUGGUUCAUCUGCCCAAAAGAGUUUGUCUGAAUUUAACAAUUUCAAGGCUAUGGUGGUCGCUGGAUCCAAAGGAUCAAAAAUUAAUAUUUCCCAGGUCAUUGCUGUUGUAGGGCAACAAAACGUUGAGGGAAAAAGAAUUCCGUUUGGUUUCAGACACAGAACACUUCCUCAUUUUAUAAAGGAUGAUUAUGGUCCAGAAUCUAGAGGAUUUGUUGAAAACUCAUAUCUUGCUGGUUUGACUCCAACUGAAUUUUUCUUUCACGCUAUGGGAGGUAGAGAAGGUCUUAUUGAUACUGCUGUCAAAACUGCAGAAACUGGUUAUAUUCAGCGUCGUUUGAUCAAGGCUAUGGAAUCUGUGAUGGUACGUUAUGACGGGACAUUGCGACAAUCAAACAAUUACAUGAUACAAUUGAGAUAUGGUGAAGAUGGACUUGCUGGAGAAAGAGUCGAAUUUCAAAAUCUGGCAACAUUGAAACCAAGUCACAAAAACUUUGAAAAAAAAUUCCGUCUGGAUUAUAACAAUGAAAGACAUUUGCGUCACUGCAUGACUGAAGAAUUGAUUCGUGAUAUACAAACUGAUGUCAGUAUGCAACAAGCACUUGAUGGUGAAUUUGAAUCAUUGCGAGCAGAUCGUGAAGUUAUUCGAAGUAUUUUCCCGAGUGGUGACAGCAAGGUUGUUUUGCCUGUAAACCUCAGCAGAUUGAUCUGGAAUGCACAAAAAAUAUUUCAUAUUGAUCUGAGACAACCUUCAUCUGUGAAUCCUGUUCGUGUAAUUGAGGGAGUCCAAGACCUAAGUAAAAAACUCAUCAUUGUGAGUGGAGAAGAUAAAUUGAGCAAAGAAGCGCAACAUAAUGCAACUCUUCUUUUCAAUGUACAUUUGAGAUCUACUCUCUGUACAAAACGUGUUGCUGAGGAAUUCAGAUUAUCCACUGAAGCAUUUGAAUGGAUUCUCGGUGAAAUAGAAACACGAUUUCAACAAGCUCAGGCUCAUCCUGGUGAAAUGGUGGGAGCUUUGGCUGCACAAUCACUUGGAGAACCUGCCACACAGAUGACAUUGAAUACUUUUCACUACGCUGGUGUAUCAGCAAAGAACGUCACUCUUGGUGUACCUCGUUUGAAGGAAUUGAUCAACAUUUCAAAAAAGCCUAGAACACCUUCUCUUACUAUAUUUUUGAUUGGACAACCAACCCGGGAUGCCCAAAGAUGCAAGGAUGUCUUAUGUAGAUUGGAGCAUGCAACACUCAGGAAAGUGACUGCAAAUACAGCAAUUUAUUAUGAUCCUGAUCCAAUGAACACUGUUAUUCAAGAAGAUCAAGAAUUUGUCAAUGUUUAUUAUGAAAUGCCUGAUUUUGAUGUUGGCCGUAUUUCACCAUGGUUACUCCGUAUUGAAUUGGACAGGAAAAGAAUGACUGAUAAAAAGUUGACUAUGGAACAGAUUGCUGAAAAAAUUAGUGCUGGGUUCGGCGAUGAUCUCAAUUGUAUUUUCAAUGAUGAUAAUGCUGAAAAACUUGUUCUACGGAUCAGAAUUAUGAACAAUGAUGAGUCAAAAAUGGACGAGGAUACAGAAGAACAAGCUGAUAAAAUGGAAGAUGAUGUUUUCCUAAGAUACAUUGAAGCUAAUAUGUUGACGGACAUGACCUUACAAGGAAUUCCGCAGAUUGCUAAAGUUUAUAUGCAUCUGCCAAAAGAAGAAAGCAAAAAAAGAAUUGUCAUAACCAAAGAAGGUGAAUUCAAUGCAGUGCAAGAUUGGAUUCUUGAAACUGAUGGAACUGCUUUGAUGAGAGUAUUAUCGGAAAGAGACAUUGAUCCUGUUCGAACAACUUCCAACGAUAUUUGUGAAAUAUUUGCGGUGCUUGGUAUUGAAGCUGUACGAAAAGCCUUGGAGCGUGAAAUCAAUCAUGUCAUAUCUUUUGAUGGAUCAUACGUAAACUAUCGUCACUUAGCUCUUCUAUGUGAUGUCAUGACAUGCAAAGGACACUUGAUGGCAAUCACGAGACAUGGAAUCAACAGACAAGAAACAGGAGCACUGAUGAGAUGCUCGUUUGAGGAAACCGUGGAUAUUCUUAUGGAGGCUGCUUCAUCAGCUGAGACUGAUUUCAUGAGUGGAGUUUCUGAAAAUAUCAUGCUGGGACAACUUAUACCUGGUGGUACAGGAUGUUUCCAAUUAUUACUUGAUGCAGAAAAAUGCAAACAGGCUAUGGAAAUCCCAACAAACAUCGGUGGUGUUGGAGGUACUGGCAUGUUCUUUGGAUCAAUGGCUUCACCAAGUUCUAUGUCACCGAGCAUGACACCUUGGGCAGGUGGUGCAACACCAGCGUUUGCCGGAGCAUUUACUCCUGGCUAUGGUUCUGGAAUGACGCCAAGUGCUGCUGCUUUCUCUCCUGCACAAUCUGAUGCGUCUGGUUUUUCACCUGGAUACAGUCCAGCUUGGAGUCCUGCUCAAUCACCAGGACCUGCAAGCCCUGGUUCUCCAUAUAUACCAUCGCCAAAGCAUUCAUCAUUGUCUCCAAGUUACUCACCAGUAUCACCUGCUUAUGAACCAGGGACACCAGGCACACCACAAAGCCCGAAAUACAGUCCAGGAUACACACCUACAAGUCCGACGUAUUCACCUACUUCACCGAGAUAUUCCCCAACAAGCCCAGGAUACAGCCCGACGUCACCUUCAUAUUCUCCGACCAGUCCUUCUUAUUCACCUACAUCACCAAGCUACAGUCCGACGUCACCUUCGUAUUCACCAACAAGUCCAUCAUAUUCACCUACGAGUCCAAGUUACAGUCCGACUUCGCCAUCGUACUCACCAACGAGUCCAUCCUAUUCACCGACGUCUCCAAGCUACAGUCCAACAUCACCCAGCUACUCCCCAACCUCUCCGAGCUACAGCCCCACUUCACCAAGCUAUUCUCCAACCUCUCCAAGCUACAGCCCCACUUCACCAAGUUAUUCACCCACUUCACCAUCCUAUUCCCCAACCAGCCCCUCAUAUUCUCCCACCUCACCCAGUUACAGCCCAACCUCACCUUCCUACUCCCCCACAAGUCCUUCAUAUUCUCCAACCAGCCCGAGCUACAGUCCGACCAGCCCCUCAUAUUCUCCUACCAGUCCUUCGUACUCACCUACUAGUCCGAGUUAUUCACCAAGCUCACCAAAGUAUUCACCAUCGUCUCCUUCAUAUAGUCCUUCGUCUCCGAGCUACUCGCCAUCAAGUCCAAAGUAUUCACCAGCAAGUCCAUCUUACAGUCCAGCAUCACCAGAGUACAGCCCAUCAAGUCCGAAAUACGCUCCUUCGAGUCCGAGCUAUUCACCAUCGUCACCAUCUUACUCUCCAUCAUCACCGUCUUACAGUCCUACAUCACCAAAAUAUUCCCCAUCAAGCCCGAGCUAUUCUCCAUCGAGUCCAUCAUACUCGCCUGCAAGCCCGGAAUACUCGCCAUCAUCACCAAACUAUUCACCAUCGAGUCCAAAAUCAGGACCUGCAAGUCCAUCGUACAGUCCAUCUUUGGGCUACUCUCCAAGCAGUCCUAACUAUUCUCCAACAAGUCCUGCUUAUUCACCUUCAAGUCCGGGAUAUUCUCCAUCAAGCCCACAGUAUACUCCAACGAGUCCGACAUACACACCAGGGGAUCAGGAAUCUGCUGCUGCAUCACCAUCUUACAGUCCAUCUAGUCCGUCAUAUAGUCCAGCCAGCCCUGCUUACUCGCCAGCGAGUCCUAGCUACACACCUGCCUAUUCACCAUCAAGUCCGCAAGACUCCUAUUCUCCAACAAGCCCUGGAUAUAGUCCUUCUUCACCAGGGUACACCCCGAGUACACCAGGGGGUGGCAUCUACCCACCACAAGAUGAGGAUUCUGAUUGAGAAAAUUGUGACUAAACUGUGCAAUCGUUCAAUGACGAAACUUGAGAUAUAUGGCAAAAACUGUCUUUACUUUGUUACAAGGACUGCAGUAGUGCCUUAGCUACAUCUUAUUUGUUUGUUUUUCUUUGUCAAAAAUUUUUAAAAAAGCAUUAUUACCAAAAAAAAGUAAUGCAUAAUCGUGACAGUUUUGUUUCUGAAACAGCUUUUGGGUAUUGAGUACAAUCAAGCUUUUGCUGUAGUACAUGGAAAACUUUAAUUUAUUUGUGUGCUAUUUUUGUUAUUAUUUCUCUUGUGGUAAAGUUUCUCUCAAAAGCCUGAGUUUGUGUGAUGCAUUCCUUAGAUGUGCUUCUCAUGUACAAUAUGCUUUGUUCGUAUCUUUCCCUGACGCCACAUGAUUGCAAAAAAAUAAAAGCUUAUUCCAUCAAAA